ACUUUGCUACCACCGUCGAAUGACGUGUAAGCUCAUGUAGUGUGUUGGCGUGCUUUAAGUGUGUCGUCUGUUGGUCACAAGGUUGUGUUGCUGCUGGUGGAGCUUGUUAAGAAACUAUGAAGGGUGGCAAACAAGCUAAAGCGUUUACGAAGGAAGAGGAACUGUUGCUACAAGAUUUCAGUAGAAAUGUGUCGACCAAAUCCUCCGCAUUGUUUUAUGGAAAUGCUUUUAUAGUUUCUGCUAUCCCCAUAUGGCUCUUUUGGAGGAUCCACAUGAUAGAUGUCUACUCAUCUUUACUAUCGUUCGUAAUUGUUACUCUCUUGAGCACAUACCUUGUUGCACUGGCGUAUAAAAAUACGAAGUUUGUUUUGAAGCAUAAGGUUGCUGUUAAACGUGAGGAAGCUGUUACCAGAGAAAUGACAAAGAAAUUGGCAGAAGAUAAGAAAAUGAGCAAGAAAGAAAAGGAUGAACGAAUUCUAUGGAAGAAAAAUGAAGUUGCUGAUUAUGAAGCCACAACGUUCUAUUUUUAUAACAAUGCACUAUUUCUGGCGCUAGUUAUAUUUUCCAGCUUCUAUAUACUAAAGACAUUUACACCUGCAGUUAAUUAUGUAUUUUCAGUUGGAGCAGCAGGUGGUUUGUUGGCAUUGCUAUCGACUGGCUCACACUGAACAGAUUUUCACAUGUGGAAAGUGUUGUCAUCAGUAUCAUUUCUCAUUAAAUGUACUUUCCAUUUUUGCAAUAAAUUAUGAAGACUG
This is a messenger RNA of Schistocerca piceifrons (Central American locust), 755 nucleotides long. Its product is annotated as translocon-associated protein subunit gamma. The record is from RefSeq and is a predicted model, not a curated record. NCBI's taxonomy places the organism in Eukaryota, Metazoa, Arthropoda, Insecta, Orthoptera, Acrididae. Gene Ontology annotation, cellular component: endoplasmic reticulum; membrane. Gene Ontology annotation, biological process: SRP-dependent cotranslational protein targeting to membrane.